AUGCCUGGGUCGGACCGACACCAUGGGACCAAGAGGAAGUCUGCUAGUGCGCCCCAGGCCGCUCAUACCUCUGCCGGGGAUCUGAAGAGCAGAGAAGGCAAAGCCCAGAUCAAAUCUUCUAUGUCGUCUUCAUCUUCUAAACGUAAACGACACAAAACUAAUAAAAAUCGUGAAGUUUCAGCACUAGAACACGAGGAUUUUGCCCUUGGCGAUACAACGCCCCCUGGCGUUCACACGGUUAAACCACUGGUGGAGUACGACGACAUCAGCUCUGACUCGGACACUUUCUCAGACCCACCAUCCCGGCCUGCAGACAGAGAAGCAGGGGCCCUUUCCGAUGAUGAUGACGACGACGAUGAUGAUGAUGAUGAUGAUGGGAUUAUCAGAGAAAAUAAGGGCCACAGCCAUCCACGUAAAAAGACCAUGGACCCCAACAAAGUAAGAGACUCUGGAAAUGGGGAGCAUGGUGUAAAGAAAAAGAGCAGCAAAGAGAGGGACAGAGUGAGUCAUGGGAAGAGUAAAGAGGGUCCAGUGUCCUCAGGGUCUUCUUCCAAGCACCAGGCUCAGUCUGAGGAUGGUAAACGUGGGGAGAUCUCCUCACAAGCACAGGCAGCAUCCAGUGUAGGCAGUAACUCUUCAUCUCGCAGUAAAGAGAGUAGCCGUUCAGGGAAGUCUCGAAAAGACAGACAGCAGCGCAAAGACACCAGAGAUGGAAGUCACAGCUCUUCUCAGAGGAGCAGGACUGACAGAAGCCAUCGAAAAGUUUCAAAGAGUCGCAAGUCAAGUCCUAAAGGAAAGUCCACUGGGAGAAGUAGUCCACGGAGAAAGGGCACUAGUGCUGCUCUCUCCCCAAGUCCUAGACGAGGAGGUGGCAGUGUGAGCCCUGUGGGCUAUGGACACCAGGGGGAUGAUGGCUACUCCCGACGGAGGGUCCAGCACAGCCCCAGCCCGUAUGGAGAUGUGCGGCGCAGCAGGCAGAGGUCUGUCAGCCCCUAUGGAGGCAGACAUCGGUCCUCCAGCUUUGAGCGCGAGAGCAGCCCCUACACUACUCGGAGGCGUUCCAUCAGUCCUUACCCCUCCCGAAGGUCCUCCAGCACCAGCCCAGUGUCCAGGCGGUCUGUCCGUUCAAGGAGCCGCUCCCCUCUGUCCUAUUCCUCCCGCAGGUCAUCAUCUCACUCACGCAGUAAGAGGCAUCAAACCUCCAGUGGGACCAGUGCCCCCCACAGCAGUCGGCCUGGUAGUCGCUCCCCCUCCUCUGCCCGCCUCCCCCUGAACUCCAGCCUUGGGGCCGAGCUGAGCCGCAGGAAAAAGGAACGGCAACAAGCAGCAGAGGCAGCUGCACGAGCCUCUGGGGCAGCUUCUCCUUCUGUGGCUGGACGCAAGUCCACCAAUGCUACCUCCACCGCAGCGAAACCUACUAAACCAGAACCAACACAGACAGAGAAGAUCCCUGCACCAGAACCUCCGUCGGUACAGCCUCCUCCACUCAUCAGUGAGGAGCGGAUCGCUGCCCCGGCAUCUUGUGGUUCAUCCCCUGUUCCACCUGCUCCUUCUCCCCCUCAUCCUGCACCGCCCACCUCAGCCUCUCAGCUCCCACCGCCUCCACCGCAACCAGAGUCCUCAGCCGGUGCGCCGGCUCAGCCCACCGCCGUGGCUUCAGCCAAGUCACCUGCGCCGCCUCCGAGUCACAGCCCCAUGCGCCCCACCACUCUGCACAAGACGUCCACACUGCCCCUGCUGCCUCUGCCCCCUUUGCUGAUGGGGAACGCUCAAGAUAGUCCAAAGAAGUCCACUCCUCCUCAGAGGUCUUCGAGGAAAGAGAAGGAAGCUCGCAGCCGGACGUCUCUCAUUGACCUCCCCUUGCCGCCCACUCUGCUCGGCGGUGACUCGCCACCACAGUUCACUGUCCACCAUGCUCCGUCUCUGCCACAAACCGCUCUCAAGAAAAGACCAAAGAUUUGCUGCCCACGUUAUGGUGAGCGCAAACACGACCUGAGCGACUGGGGCAAGCGGUGCGUGGAUAAAUUUGAUAUAAUCCGCAUCAUCGGCGAAGGGACGUACGGUCAAGUGUACAAGGCCAAGGACAAAGUCACGGGUGAACUGGUGGCUCUAAAGAAAGUGCGUUUGGACAAUGAGAAGGAGGGUUUCCCCAUCACAGCCAUCCGAGAAAUCAAAAUAUUACGACAACUCAAACACCGCAGCGUCGUUAACAUGAAAGAGAUUGUCACAGAUAAACAAGACGCUCUGGACUUCAAAAAGGAUAAAGGUGCGUUUUACUUGGUGUUUGAGUACAUGGACCACGACCUCAUGGGCCUGCUGGAGUCUGGUCUGGUGCAGUUCUCUCAUGAACACAUCCGCAGCUUCAUGCGUCAGCUGAUGGAAGGCCUGGAUUACUGCCACAAAAACAACUUCCUGCACAGGGACAUCAAGUGCUCCAAUAUUCUCCUUAACAACAGAGGUCAGAUCAAACUGGCAGACUUUGGUUUGGCCCGUUUCUACAAUUCAGAAGAGAGUCGGCCGUACACUAACAAAGUUAUCACACUGUGGUACCGGCCGCCAGAGCUGCUGCUGGGAGAGGAGCGCUAUUCACCCGCCAUCGACGUAUGGAGCUGUGGGUGUAUUCUGGGGGAGCUGUUUACAAAGAAGCCCAUAUUCCAAGCAAAUCAGGAGCUGCUACAGCUUGAGCUUAUCAGCCGUCUGUGUGGUAGCCCCUGUCCUGCUGUCUGGCCUGAUGUUAUCAAACUUCCACUUUUCAACACCAUGAAACCCAAGAAGCAAUACAGGCGCCGGUUACGGGAGGAAUUUGCCUUUUUGCCACCGCCCGCCCUCGACCUGUUUGACCGAAUGUUGACCCUGGACCCCUCGCGCCGCUGUACCGCUGAACAGGCUCUGAGCAGUGACUUCCUGUCUGACGUCGAGCCCAACAAAAUGCCUCCCCCAGAUCUUCCCCACCACCAGGACUGUCACGAGCUGUGGAGUAAGAAGCGGCGGCGUGCGCGUCAGAGUGGGGUGUCUGAGGAUGUGCCUGUGCCGAAAGUGCCCCGUAAGGACCCCAUCGGGACGUCCACUGGAGAGAGUCGCCCUCCCCCCAGCCCGCCUCCUCCACCCCCACCAGGAAAACCAACCGCAGCUCUGACAGAAAGCCUGGGAGCCGCGGCAGAGCAGUUGAAUCAGACGGAGCUGGCGUUGCUGCUGAACCUGCUGCAGGGCCAGAGUGACAUGAGCCUGCCCCAAGUGGCUCAGCUCCUCAACAUGUCCAACACCGACACGCUCAGCCAGACCCUCUCCGCGCUCACCGACACGGCAGACCACCAGGGGGCGCCAGAGGAACGUCGGCAAACCGCUUCAUCAACAGCUCCGCCCCCACCGCCUCCUCCCCCUCCUCCCCAAGAGACAUCGCCCACGCUCAGCCAAGACGACCAGGCCAACCUGCUGGCUCUCAUUUUGGGCCACAUCAUCAAGCCGCAGACUGAGGGGGCGGAACAAAGCGACGAGAGCAAUGGCAUCCAAUCAGAGGAGGCACACGCUCGCGCCUCGUCUGCUGCUACUACUGAUCGCAAGGAUUCCUCCAGAAUGAAGCCGUGCGCGCCCGUCCCGUCAGAGGAGCACCGGCCCGCGUCUCCUCCUCCACCUCCUCCACCCUCGAACCCGCAGCCCCCGCCCAGCCCAGCAGUGGCCGCCGCUCUCCUCCAGCUCAUCUCCCACCAACAGGACUCGGAAUCUCAGCCGUGCCAGGACCCUUCGCGCCCCCCUCCACCGCCCCCAGCCGCCCUGGUCACCACCGCUUCAGCCAAGAAGUUUACAAAAGACCCAUCUACCUACAGGUUGAUUCACAAAUAA
Molecule: messenger RNA, 3840 nt
Organism: Knipowitschia caucasica
Lineage: Eukaryota; Metazoa; Chordata; Actinopteri; Gobiiformes; Gobiidae
Source: the annotation of a GenBank genome assembly